GCCAUGGGAGGGCAGAGUGGAAGGAAAGACCAAGAAUCUGACUCUGCUGCCCACCUGCCUCUCCCCAGGGCCACCGCUUCUGUGAUGGGAACCCGGCUGGACCAGGUACAAUAUUUGGGCCAGCCCCUCCUUUCCCCCUGGUUCCUCCUGAAGCAGGCCUUGGUGCUGCACAGCCGCCCUGCCCCACACCCGGUGGGCUUCGUCAGAAGUCUUUGGGUGGAGCUGGCGCAUCUAGAGCCCACUGAGGCCCAGGGGGAAGAACCACCUCCAGAGCUCAAGCGCACUCCAGAGCCGGAGGAAGGGCCUGCUCCUGGGCUAGAGCCUGGUCCAGCUGUGGGGGUGCUGGAGCCAUCUGGACCACCAGCUCUGAUCCGAAUCCCAACAGCAGAGCCAGCUCCACCCCCAACAACUGACUACCCCCGGGCUGGGACCCCUAAGCACCUUAUAAGGGAGGAGAAGGUUAACACCCUGACCUUCCCUCCAAGACUGGUGGCCGAGCAACUGACAGCAAUGGAUGCGGAGCUGUUCAAGAAGGUGCUGCCCCACCAGUGCCGGGGCUCCGUCUGGUCCCAGCGGGCCAAGCCUGGCAAGGAGCAUGUGGCCUCCACUGUCAGUGCCACCGUCAGGCAGUUCAAUCGUGUGGCCACCUGUGUGAUCACCACCUGCCUUGGGGACCCAAGCAUGAUGGCCCGGGACAGGGCCAACGUGGUGGAGCACUGGAUGAAGGUGGCCAAGGAGUGCAGAAUCCUAAGAAACUUCUCCUCCCUGCACGCCAUCCUGGCUGCUCUGCAGAGCAUGGCUGUCCAUCGAUUGAAGAAAACAUGGGGGAAAGUUUCCAGGUGCGUAGGCCUCUCCCAUCAGAGGAGGCAUGGGGAGGUGUCACCCAAAUGUCUCCCACUGUCCCCUCACCUCCUGGGAGGCAGCCAACCCUGGGGACAUGGACUGGGCUGGUGGGCGGGGUGAC
This is a messenger RNA of Myotis daubentonii (Daubenton's bat), 964 nucleotides long. RefSeq names its product ral guanine nucleotide dissociation stimulator-like. NCBI's taxonomy places the organism in Eukaryota, Metazoa, Chordata, Mammalia, Chiroptera, Vespertilionidae. Bases 4 to 963 code for a protein of 319 amino acids. Gene Ontology annotation, molecular function: guanyl-nucleotide exchange factor activity. Gene Ontology annotation, cellular component: plasma membrane. The record is from RefSeq and is a predicted model, not a curated record. The transcript is spliced from 4 exons. Gene Ontology annotation, biological process: Ras protein signal transduction.